AUGGUGGACAAUUGGGUAGAUAACAAUGAAUCUACACAAUUUGAUGAUGACGAUGUGUUUGUUGACAACACUCAACAAGAAAUCAAUGAGGAACCAACACAAAAGAGAAAAAGAGUAGGGAAAACAAGGUCCGAUUUUUGGAAAUCAUUUGAGAAGAUUUUUAUUGAUGGAGUUCGGCAUGGAAAGUGCAAAUGGUGCGAGAGGGUUCUCAAAGCCGACGGGAAUAAUACCGGUACGUCUAGCUUAAAUAAGCAUGCAAAGAAUUGUAAACAAAACCCCGAGAAUUUGAAAAACCAACAAACAUUACAAUUUAAAAAAGAACCAACCGGGGAGGGUAGUGUUAGCACUUGGAAACAUGACGACAAACGAAUUAAAAAGGCUAUGUUGAAUUUGUUUGUAGUGGGUGGUCUACCUUUUAAAUUUGUAGAAAAUGAGGCCUUUAUUGAAUACACAAACGCACUAAACGGGAAGGUGGUUGUACCUUGUCGAACAACAAUUUCAAAAAAAGUGUCACUUUAUUAUCAAGAAGAAAGAAAUAAGUUGGUAAUAUUCUUAUGUAAUCCACUUAACAUGGUUCAUUUGACCACCGAUUGUUGGACAAGUCCAAGUAAAAGGGUGCAUUAUAUUGUCAUUACCGCACACUUUAUUGAUGAUAAUUGGGAGAUGCACAAAAGGAUAAUCAACUUUAAAGAAUUAGAUAGUCAACGGGGGGAAGAUAUCGGAAAAGAAGUGUUGAAAUGUAUUCAAGGGUGGGGUAUUAAAAAUAUCAUGACUUGUACGGUUGAUAAUGCAAGUUCUAAUGACAAAGCAAUAGAGUUUCUAAAAAACAAAUUACCAAACUUGUACAAUGAAGGAAAACACUUUCACAUUAGGUGUAUGGCACACAUUAUCAAUCUAAUUGUGAGAGACGGGAUGAAUAAAAUUGACGAGAGUGUUAAAUGUUUGCAAGACGCCGUAAGAUAUAUUAGAAAGUCCACACAACGGAUUGCUCUAUUUAAAAAGUGCAUGAAAGCCGUCGGGGUGGAAUCAACCAAAUUUUUGUGCAACGAUUGUCCCACUCGUUGGAACUCAACUUACGACUUAUUGAAGAUCGCGGUGGAUUUAGAAAAAGCUUUCUAUGAGUAUGAAAUGGAAGAUCGUUCCUUUGCACGAGAUGUGGUAACCCCCGUGAGUGAAGAUUUUGUAACUUGUCGAGCAAUGGUCUCUUUUCUUGAGAAGUUCAAGGUGAAAACAGAAUUGGUGUCGACGACUUCAAAACCAUUGGCAAAUCGGUUUUUUAGAGAAGUAUGUGGCAUUUACAAACAUAUACGGGUUUGGUCAAAAAACAAACGAUUUUAUUCAAUUGGGAAGGAUAUGAUAGACAAAUAUGAGAAGUAUUGGGGAGAUUUUGAAAUUUGA
Messenger RNA from Lactuca saligna, 1398 nucleotides. The record is from the annotation of a GenBank genome assembly. NCBI's taxonomy places the organism in Eukaryota, Viridiplantae, Streptophyta, Magnoliopsida, Asterales, Asteraceae.